Messenger RNA from Bactrocera latifrons, 3918 nucleotides. It is a transcript of the gene fus, whose product is annotated as RNA-binding protein fusilli. Gene Ontology annotation, cellular component: ribonucleoprotein complex. NCBI's taxonomy places the organism in Eukaryota, Metazoa, Arthropoda, Insecta, Diptera, Tephritidae. Gene Ontology annotation, molecular function: RNA binding. The transcript has 11 exons. Bases 540 to 3605 code for a protein of 1021 amino acids. The record is from RefSeq and is a predicted model, not a curated record.
UGAUGGCUGUUGCUGCUUGAAAUGCCAGUAAAACCGUGUUCGUUGCGCCUUAAAUAUGCUGCUAAAACGUAUUAACUUUGUUUGAGCUUUUUAACCAAUUAAAAAAAAAUGAAUCUAUAGUAAAUACUUACUUACUUUUCUCAACAUGUUAAAAAAAAAAUUAAAUCCAGUUCAAAUCUGAUUGGACUAAUAUUUUUUAUAUAUACAUACAUAUAUAAAUGACUAAAAGCCCUCGUCUAAAGUGCAAUAAGAUUUAAUAAGGCAAAAAGUUAAUUGCUGCGAUUACGAAAACAGGAAAGACAUUAAACCGUGGAAACCUUAAGGCGUGUCAACAAAUGUGAAAAUCCUUUAAUUUUAUACAUAUGUUUAUGCAGAGAAAUUUGCUUAGUCAACACUUUAAUAUUUUUAACAAAUCCAAGAAAAUACUCCAAGUAAUAUUACAAAUGCAAGAGCAAAUAAAAGAAAAAGACUUCCUGUGAUAAUAAUCAAGACAUUCUAAUAAACAAACGGCCAUAUAUACAAAGCCUUAAAAAGGAAAUAUGCAGGUCUCAGAAUAUUUGGUGUCGCUAUAUAUCGCAACAUGUGGACAAAAUGGGCCAGGACUUGGAGCGGAUGAAAGGGAAAUAAUAUUGCUAGUGUACAUUAUUUUGGAAGCUAGUAGCGGAAAGAUUAUUGGAACAAAGCAGCUAUUGGUGCGACCUGACGGUAGCUUUGCUAAGGAUCGUACAGUGUCCGGCUCAUCAGAAGCUUCAGUAGUCGUACGAGCAUCAUCGCCAGCUCUUGGAUCCCAGAAAGACGAUGCCAUUAACAAUAACAACACUAGCGUUAGUAACUCAAACACUCUUUUGAAAAGUGCAUACAACAAUCCAAGUACAACUGUAAUUCAUAGUAGCAAUAAUAACACGAUCAUAAAUGGAUCUAGUAGCAGUAUUGUACCGGCAGAUUCGAUUACAACAACAGUUAAUACAGCCUCAUUCUCAGAGACAAUUGAGCUUCCUUUAGCAGUUGCUCACUCUCAAGGAAAGCCCCUCCAGGAGGCAAUAGACGAGUUCGACGUAUAUUUACGCUCUUUGACAUUAUACGGCGAUAAUAUCGAUAGUAUCAAUUUGAUUACUGACGGGCAACUUCCCUUACGUCAGUGUCUUCAUCGGGAGGCCUGUGCCAAAAACAUUCAGCUUCCGAACUAUUACAACCGUUUCUGUGAUCUGCGCAAAGAAUUCCUCAAGUACAAGUCAGGUGACCUAUCACGCGCUUUGGUUCCCGUCAAAGACAUAAAAAAAAUACUCCAAAUACCAACAGCUGCGGCACCUCAGAGUAUUGGAGAGAUGAUGAAAGACCUAAAUAUUACUAAUAUUGAAGAACAGGAGUUCUAUGUUAAUGAAUCUCGUGAAAUGGUCUCGGUGAUACAAGUAAUGUUAAAAGGAGGACACAAAUUUAAAGCAAAUGAAAUAGUGACCCUAGUUCUGGAACCUGGAAUUUGCUCAAUUGACGACGACAUAGACGGUAAUUGUAUUGUACGCGCUCGAGGUUUACCUUGGCAGAGCAGUGAUCAGGAUAUAGCUAAAUUUUUUCGUGGUCUCAACGUUGCUAAGGGUGGUGUUGCUCUUUGCCUAUCGCCUCUCGGUCGACGUAACGGUGAGGCUCUUAUUCGUUUUGUAUCACAAGAGCAUCGCGACAUGGCACUAAAGCGUCACAAACAUCAUAUUGGCAGCCGAUACAUUGAGGUUUAUCGAGCUACUGGUGAAGAUUUCUUAGCCAUUGCUGGCGGAGCUUCUAACGAAGCGCAGGCUUUCCUCUCUAAAGGAGCACAGGUCAUAAUACGCAUGCGAGGCCUACCAUAUGAUUGCACCGCCAAACAAGUAUUGGAUUUUUUUAACACUGGUGAGGACCCCUGUACUGUUCUUGAUGGUGUAGGAGGAGUGCUUUUUGUCAAAAAACCAGAUGGCCGAGCGACUGGUGAUGCCUUCGUGCUAUUUGCUAUUGAGUCGGMUGCGCCGAAGGCGCUUUCCCGCCAUCGCGAAUCAAUUGGUCAGCGUUAUAUAGAACUAUUUCGCUCGACAACAGCAGAAGUGCAGCAGGUUUUAAAUCGUUCCAUGGACCCAAGGACUUACGAAGCUAACCAUCAGCAGCCACUUAUUGCCCAAUUGCCAUCAAUGCCGCUAUCGCUGUUACCUCAGCACUUAAUUACUUCAGGAACCACAAAGAACUGUAUUCGUUUACGUGGCCUACCUUAUGAGGCUCUGGUCGAGCACAUUUUACAUUUUUUGGAUGAUUUUGCAAAGCAUAUUAUAUUCCAAGGAGUACACAUGGUUAUCAAUGCCCAAGGUCAACCCAGUGGUGAGGCUUUCAUUCAAAUGGACUCAGAGGAGUCCGCACGCUUGUGUGCCCUACGCAAGCACAACCAAUUUAUGAUGUUUGGUAAAAAGUACCGCUAUAUUGAAGUGUUCCAAUGCUCUGGCGAUGAUAUGAAUAUGGUCCUGAAUGGCGGUCUACAAUCCACCAUGUCCGCAACACCGCAUCCUCAUCAUUCAGCUGCAGCUAAACAGUCAUCGCUGCUUUCACCGGGUAUGUUACCUCAACCGUCGCCGUCCAACGCACAGGCAAUUAGUUCCCAUACGCAUGCUCAAGCCCACAAUCACGGUCAUUCAAAUGCCCAUAUUCACACUCAUGGCCAAAGUUCCCAUAUAACACAUGCGCAUGCGCAUACGCAUGCAAUGCAAUCAUCACCAUCGAUGGCAACAGCAGUAGCUGUGCUAUCACAACAACAGCACGUUGCGCUGCCAUCAACAAAUGCACAAACGGUGGCAGCUAUGACAGCUUCGGCAAGUAGCCUUUCUCCCUUUAUGACGGCCUCAGCUGGCACAACACCAAACGCUGCUCAGCAUCAAACCUUAACGGCACAAACAAAUGCUGCUGCUGCUGUCGCUGCUGCUACUGUUGUACAAAAUGCGGUUCCACUUGGUGGGCUAGGAAAUGCACAAACUUCAACCUUACAAAUGCCAACGAACGCUUCAAAUGCACAAACAUCUCCUAUGGCUGCAUAUCCAUUUAAUUACCCUUUACAUUCUUCUCAGUUGUCUAUGGGCUCUAACUCUGUGCUUAUUGCGCAACAGCAGGCUCAAUAUAUCGCGCAGCAAAAUUUGUUGGCACGACAGCAAGCUGCAGCUGUGGCUGCGGAACAACAACAGCAGCAACUGUAUGCGAAUUUUAUGAACCCUUUACUAUUCCAACACCCGUCCGCUACGGGUGCGUCUAAUGUAACGUCGCCUAGCCCUUCUACUGCCGGUACACCAACAACGCAUCCUCAGUUUGUGAUUAUGCCACGCCCAUUCUCCUUUCAACCAUUUCCGAUCGGUUAUUUGCCACAAGCCUUUCCAUAUGCAGCAACUGCAACGGGUUUGAGUGGCACAGGUGCACCAGGCCCAGUGGCUGGCGUCAUGACCAACGCAACAAUGACAGCAGGCCCAACUAUGGCCCACUCAAUGAAGCGCUCGUAUGAGAAUGCCUUCCAGCAGGAAAGUAAUAUUGCGACUGCCGCUAAACGGGCUCUUAUGCGCCCACCAAAUGCCGGUAGUCUAUACCAGUUCUAUAAUCCUGGAAUUUAGAUAGGUUUAGAUAUGACAUAAAACAGAAAAUGCUGCUAAAGGACGAACUGAUUUUCGAUCAACUUUUUUCCUUAUAAAUAUCAGUUUUUAUAGAUAGGCAGCUUUUUUACUUUAAUGUAACGUAGCAAUCCGACAGUCGUUUGUCGUUAAAAUUUUCGUUCAAGAUUGGUAUGUAUCAGCCAAUCUAAAGAUCAACGUGCUUGUGCCACGUAUAUAUUCCCUUCAAUAACAUUUUAUACAUUUAAAAUGUGUUCAUAAAAUGAUGAGAACUAAAUGGUAUGAUUGCAAUAAAAUACAUUAUAUUACACCGUCA